AUUUUCAUUAAAAAUAACUUUAAAAGCAUCUCAAAUUUUAAUUCAAACUUCAUCUUUUUAUCACUGUCACAACCAAAGCAGCUGAUAUCUUUUGGGUCUGUUUAUACGCAGUCGAUUAGACCCAAGGUUAAUAUAAAACAGGAAAUAAUAUAAAUUCGGCUUUUGAGUGCAUAAUUUUUAUACUCGUUCACAUCAUCUAAAUACAAUUGUCUUUUAAGUUGUUGAUUUAUUCUGUAGUUAGAACCUAAAUCUUAAAAACAAUGAAAACAUAUUAAAAAUUUCAUUAAAUUUAUGUUAAAUAUAUAUUUCAUAUCUAAUAAAUAAAACCCGCGAAGAUUACUACCACAAAAUUACCCAAGUUUUGAUAACAGUAAAAACAUAAUCCAUUCGUGGUAUAGUGGUAUCACGUUUUUGAAAAUACACGACACGGUGUAGUGUAGUCCGUGAGUAUAACUAUCUACAACCUUGAGCAUGAAUCAUAGACCUAUAAAUAUUAUCAGGUCUAUGACAUGAACAUAAUAUUAUUUCAAUAAUAUAUACUCAUAUUUAGUGCUUUUAGCAUAAUUUCUCUGUUUAAACCAUUACUCAUAAUUUAAACCGUGGUGAUCAACACGGACAUACAUAAAAGAUGAAAACGGCGACAGUGAAAGUAGUUCUGGCUGCCACAGAAAAUGAUAAGGUUUGAUAAAUUUCAGAAGAAAUCAGACAAAAGAUAAUCGAAAACUAACCAAAUUUGAACCGUUAUCGAUUUUUUACUCACCGGUGUACUCAAAAAAUAAAACCGGUUUAUUCAACCGAAUUUCUCUGAAUGUCUGUUUUUCCCACCGGUUCCCUCAAAAAAUUCUACGGUUCGCACCGGUGUUUAUUUUUUAGACACCGGUGUUUAUUUUUUAGACACCGGUUUGUUUUUUACACACCGGUUUGGUCUAUCGAAUUUCUUGAUAGUUACAACCAUAGUCAUAUGGAGACACAAUGGAGAGAUAUGAUCUGCCUUUAUUUGUCUAUGAUGUCAAUGGCGAUACGGCUUGGCGAUUUAUUGUCUUACACAGAGAUCGACUAACUAAUUAUUUACCUAACUAAUAAUUUUUCUUAUUAUUUGAUUAUUAUACAUUAUAAAAUUAAAUACGUGCCGAACAAGAACCGGUUGCUCCUCGUGUUGUGAUUAGUGACUGCUGCUAGCUGCGGUUAUAAAAGCGUACGUAAUGUAGUUUAAUAAUUCUGGUUUCACAAACGUGCAUUUAAACAUCACAUAUGUACAACAAAAAAAUCAUUAAUAUAUAAAUUAAUACAUAAAAUGUAGGUAAAUUAUUGUGUGAAACUACACACUAAGUUUAACUGCACAAACUUUAGUUUUGGCAAACUAAUUAAACGUGUAUAUGGAAAUCGUUAGACUGCUCAGUUCGAAAUUUUGCACUGAGUGAGACACAAAUAAAUUAAUAGUAUCAUGCGAAAAAUGUAGUGUAUCAUAUAUUAAUUGCCAUUUUUUUUAAUGACAUAUCUCGAGAACAAAGAACUACUGUUCAGUAAAUGACAUUUCUGUUACAGUAGUAAAUUAGGACAGAACAAAAAUUAAUGUCAAUAACUGAACAUGUAAACCUAAAUAAUUUAAUCAGUUUGGUUAGAUAAAUGGACUACACAAAACAUGACUUAAUUUGUUUGUGCAGUUUAACUGAGCACGUGAACAGGCCAAAACAGUAAUUUUCUUUAUAAUUUUAAUUUAAAAAAAUUGUUCAAGAAGAAACUUUUGGAACCCUUUACUACCAUUUUUACCUUUUUAAAAAUCUGAAGUGCAUAUAAAUAUAAAAACAAGUUUCAAAAUGAAAUUCAAUUUUACAUAAUAUUUUUAAUUUUCUAACAAUAAAAUGUAUUAAUGAUGAAUGUCAUAAUCAUUAAUAUUAUUAUUUAAUAACAAUAUUAUGUACAAUUAUUCUCUUAUAUAUUAAUAUAUUUCUCAUUUCAAAAAUGUGUCUUUUAAGGUAACAAUAUUAAUAAAUUAUAAUUUAAACUGUUAAUGUUUUAUGCUCGUCUACUUUUUAUACAUUUUUAAUUAAAAAUUGAAUUAUAUUAUUUAUAUUAUUGAAUAAAUACAUAUGAUAUGUAUUAUUACUUUUUAAAUAAAAAAUUAAAACUUAAUAAUGAAGAGGAAGUAAAUUUCUUUCUACUUAUAGAUGACAAAAGGCUUAGUCAACUACUAAUAUAAGUUAUUUAGAAUAGUCAAUUUUCAACAUUUUGCAUUAUAAAAAAUAAGUAGUAUUAACUCCAUAAUUUAUAUUCAUGUAAUAAUAUAAGUAAAUUUAAAUAAAUACCUAUAUAGUAUUUGACAUUUUGAAAAUUAUUCUUUUAAUUUGAUUAGCCUAUUCAUAAUUUAUAGAUAGCUGGCCUAUUUUUCUAUUUUAAAUUCAUAUUAAUAUGUAUUAAUAUUUACAGAUUAUAAUUAUGGAUCUUCAAGAUACUGGUGAAACAGAUACUCGAAUUAGUUCAAACAAUGAUGCAAAAAAAUGUUGUGAUAAUUCUUUAGCAAAUAACAUUAGUAAUGAAACUAAAACAAAAAAUGAGUAAGCACCAGUUGUUUUAUAAUAUUGUAAAGUAAAUUGUGUAAUUCUAAAUAGUAUUUUGUAGGAAGAGAACGGAUUAUUUAAGUUGGGACGAUUUUUUUAUGGCAACAGCAUUUUUAGUGGCUAAACGUAGUAAAGAUCCUGUAACUCAAGUUGGCGCUUGUAUUGUGAAUCAAGAAAAAAAAAUUGUUGGCACAGGAUACAAUGGAAUGCCUAUUGGAUGUAAUGAUGAUGAAUUCCCAUGGGGUAAAAAUAACCCAGUAGACAAUAAAUAUUUAUAUGGUAAUUAAGUUAAAUUAUAUUUCAAUAUUUCAUGUAACAUUAAUAAUAUGUAAUAAUACAUCUAACUUUCAUUUAACUAUUACAGUAUGUCAUGCAGAAAUGAAUGCUGUUUUAAAUAAAAAUUCAGCAGAUGUCAAUAAUUGUACAAUAUAUGUGGCACUUUUUCCGUGUAAUGAAUGUGCCAAAAUAAUUAUUCAAUCUGGUAUCAAAGAAGUAGUGUAUUUGUCAGAUAAAUAUAGUUACAAAAAAAAAAUGAUUGCUGCUAAAAAGAUGUUUAAUGCGUCAGGUGUAAUUUUUAGACAAUAUAUUCCAUCUAAACAGCAUCUUGUACUUGAUUUUUCAGAAAUAAAUUCCAAUAUGACACAAAUGCCUUGUACACCAGAGAAAUCGAAUGACAAUUAAUUUUUAAAUUAAUAAUUUAAGUGAAAUUUUAUUAUAUUGUUGUUAAAUAGAUAGUAUUUGAAAUAUUUACUGUACCUAUUUAUGUCAACAUAACUAAUUAAUAUCACUUAGUAUUAUUAAUCUUUAUUUGUAUUUGAUAAAAAUAAAUAUCUUGUCAUUUUUAUGUUUGACACUAGUUUUAGAUAUAAUACUCAAUAUACUUAAAUUGAUUUUUAUAAUCAACAGCUCAAAGCAUAGUAAUAUAGAAUG
Molecule: messenger RNA, 3488 nt
Organism: Cinara cedri
Lineage: Eukaryota; Metazoa; Arthropoda; Insecta; Hemiptera; Aphididae
Source: the annotation of a GenBank genome assembly